This is a messenger RNA of Chelmon rostratus (copperband butterflyfish), 3573 nucleotides long. It is a transcript of the gene grip2b, whose product is annotated as glutamate receptor interacting protein 2b. Gene Ontology annotation, molecular function: protein binding. The record is from RefSeq and is a predicted model, not a curated record. The coding region runs from base 1 to 3573 and encodes 1190 amino acids. The transcript has 25 exons. NCBI's taxonomy places the organism in Eukaryota, Metazoa, Chordata, Actinopteri, Chaetodontiformes, Chaetodontidae. Gene Ontology annotation, biological process: neurotransmitter receptor transport, endosome to postsynaptic membrane.
AUGGACAAAGUGGAGCGAGUGAUGAAGAUGGUGAAGAGGAUGUCGCCGAGGAAGAAGAGGAGGGAAGGGGGAGGAGGAAGAGCGGGGGGGCCAGGAGAUCUGGAGAGCCCGGACACCUUGUGUGACGAACUCUGCCGUUUCAGCCUCUGCAUCAGUGAUGACGGGCCAUAUGGAAAAACAAAGGACAUCUCUGGACCAGAACAGACCAUGGCCUCAAGAAGACACAGUAUACCAGAAGCUCUGCGGGGGGUGACCAUGGUGGAGCUGGUGAAGAAAGAAGGCAGCACACUGGGCCUCACCAUCUCAGGAGGAACCGACAAGGAUGGGAAACCGCGGGUAUCGAACCUACGGCCUGGAGGACUGGCAGCCAGGAGCGACCAGCUAAAUGUUGGCGACUACAUCAAGUCGGUGAACGGCAUCAAUCUGACCAAACUGCGGCACGAAGAGAUAAUCAGCUUGCUGAAGAACGUGGGAGAGAGAGUUCUGCUGGAGGUGGAGUAUGAGCUUCCACCUACAGCACCAGACAGCACCUCAGGGGUUAUAUCAAAGACAAUCGACAUCUGUUUGCACAAAGAGGGGAACAGCUUUGGUUUCGUCAUGAGAGGUGGUACCCAUGAGGACUGGCACAAGUCUCGCCCCCUAGUGGUCACCUACGUCAGGCCAGGAGGUCCUGCAGACAGAGAGGGCACGCUGCGUCCCGGUGAUCGUCUCCUCAGUGUGGAUGGCGUACCGCUGCACAACGCCAACCACAGUGACGCCCUCAGCGUGCUGGCUCAGUGCGGCCAGGAAGCCCUGUUCCAGAUAGAGUAUGACGUCACUAUCAUGGACACAGUAACGAACGCCUCCGGUCCACUAUUAGUGGAAAUUGCCAAAUCACCGGGAGCAACGCUGGGAAUCACGCUGACAUCAGCCAAUCAUCGAAACAAGCAGGUCAUCGUCAUCGACCGGGUGAAACCAGGCAGCGUGGUGGACAGAUGUGGAGCUUUGCAUGCUGGAGAUCACCUGCUGUCCAUCGACGGCACAUCGACAGAACACUGUACAGUCCUGGAGGCAACGCAGCUAUUAGCGAGCACAACAGAACUGGUGAAAUUAGAAAUGCUCCCCUCCCAUCAAACAAGGCUAACUGGGAAGCAGCAUGACACAGUGAAGGUUCAGAAGUCGGACCACCCCCACUCCUGGGACCCCUGUGUGAACUACUGUCACCCUCCAAACUCCACCCUCUGCAACACAAGCUCCACCCUCAACAAGUCGUGGACCGCCUCAAAUAACAACACCAUCAACAGCCUCGACUACUGCAAGUCUCUGGUAUCUGCCAGUUUCUCUCCCGGCUCUACGACGACAUCGGGCCCCAGUAGCCAGAGCUCCAGCACCCUGCCGAGGCCUACAGUUCCCAUGAGUCCACGUAACUCGCUGCUCAAACGACGGCAGAGGAAGAAAGAGCACAAAAGCUCCUUGUCCCUUGCGUCCAGUUCGGUGGGUCCGGGAGGUCAGGUGGUUCAUGUGGAGACCAGCGAGGUGGUCCUAACAGGCGACCCGCUCAACGGCUUCGGCGUGCAGCUGCAGGGAGGAAUAUUCGCCACUGAAACGCUGUCCGCACCCCCGCUUAUCCGAUUCAUAGAGCCAGACAGCUCUGCAGAGAGGUGCGGCCUGCUGCAGGUUGGAGACCGCCUCCUGUCAAUCAACGGAAUCCCCACAGAAGACGGAACACUCGAGGAGGCCAAUCAGCUGCUCCGAGAUGCUGCGCUGACCAACAAGGUCACACUGGAGAUAGAAUUCGAUGUGGCAGAGUCGGUGGUGCCCAGCAGCGGGACUUUCCACGUCAAACUGCCCAAGAAGAGAGGAGUGGAGCUGGGGCUCACCAUCAGCGCCAGUAAGAAGCCAGGAGAGCCCCUCAUCAUUUCUGACAUCAAGAAGGGCAGCAUGGCCCACAGAACGGGGACGCUGGAGCCCGGUGAUAAGCUGUUGGCCAUCGACAACAUCAGACUGGAGAACUGUUCCAGGGAUGAUGCAGAGCAGAUCCUGCAGCAGUGCGAGGAACUGGUCAAACUAAAGAUCCGCAAGGAUGAAGACAACUCAGAUGAGCAGGAGACGUCAGGCAGCAUCAUCUACACAGUGGAGCUGAAGCGGUACGGAGGCCCUCUGGGUAUCACCAUCUCAGGCACUGAGGAGCCUUUUGACCCCAUCACUAUAUCGGGCCUAACCAAGAGAGGCCUGGCCGAGAGGACAGGGGCUAUUCACGUGGGUGAUCGGAUCCUGGCUAUCAACAGCGUCAGUUUAAAAGGCAAACCCCUGAGUGAAGCCAUCCACCUGCUGCAGAUGGCUGGAGAGACGGUCACCCUCAAGAUAAAGAAGCAGCUCGACACGUUUUCUGUCCAAGAUUUAGAAGAGAGGAAGGCGGCAGAGGCAGAGGACACGACAGAGAAUGAACUCAGUGACCCCGAGGAGGACGAUUUGACCGACAGCCAACAGACAAAUAAGCUGUCGGAGCUUUACUCCACGACCAUACCCAGCGUCGACUCUGCCAUGGAGUCGUGGGAUGGCUCAGGGAUGGACGCCGGCUAUGGCAGCCAGGGUACAUACAGCCACCAGGCAGCUGGAAUCGCCCUCCACCCCCAUGAAUGGCGUAGUGCCAAGCAGCAGCGCAGCACCACGCCUCCUCCUGGACGCCGGAAGAACUACCCGUUCAGCGACGGAGGCUUCAGCGAGGAUGACUGGGACAAACCACCCGGAUUUAUUGGCCAACAACCAGACGGUAUUCUGCUGGAUCCAGAUGACAGUUUCUGGUGUCAGGCGCUUGAAGAUCUGGAGACCUGCGGCCAAUCAGAACUGCUCAGAGAGAUAGAGGCAUCCAUCAUGACAGGAACAGCCAUCAGUCUGGGUGUAGACGGCGUCAACAAGCCUCCAGCUGAACCCAUGCUGAGUCACAGCAGGAUGAGCCCAUUGCGGAGAAAUUCUCUCCUGCACCAGGGAAACCUGCUCCACCAGGCUGCACAUCUCCACCAGGGCGCCCAUCUGCACGAGGAGGCCCACCUGCAUGAAGAGGCCCAACUCCACCAAGAUGCCAUCCUGCACCAGGAGGCCCAUUUCAACCAUGAGGCCCACCUGCACCAAGGAGCCCAUAUCCACCAAGAUAACCAAUCCUCUCUCCUGCACCACGAGCCCAAGGCCAAGGCCUCAUUGAGAGUGUCAGAGAGGACGUGGGAGUCUCGUCGAAUCAAAGAGGAGAUGCAGGGGAUUCUGUCCCCAACGCCUUUGGAGCUGCACAAAGUAACAGUGAUAAAGGACCCAGAGAUCGACGACUUUGGCUUCAGCGUGUCAGACGGCUUCUUGGAGAAAGGAGUUUACGUCAACAUGAUCAGACCCGACGGGCCAGCUGACCGAGCCGGGCUCAAACCCUACGACAGGAUCCUGCAGGUGAACCACGUGAGGACGAGGGACUUUGACUGCUGCCUGGCGGUGCCUCUGAUCACAGAGGCCGGAGACAGACUGGAGUUGGUCAUCAGCCGCAACCCACUGGCAAACGAUGACACAGAGGACAAUAACAACACUUUGGACCAUCCACUAGACCUGUAA